Opisthorchis viverrini is the source of this 2468-nucleotide messenger RNA. RefSeq lists its product as hypothetical. Gene Ontology annotation, molecular function: protein binding; G-quadruplex RNA binding. Gene Ontology annotation, biological process: positive regulation of transcription by RNA polymerase II. Gene Ontology annotation, cellular component: Ino80 complex; MLL1 complex; NSL complex. The record is from RefSeq and is a predicted model, not a curated record. The annotation marks the transcript as partial. The transcript has 8 exons. Lineage: Eukaryota; Metazoa; Platyhelminthes; Trematoda; Opisthorchiida; Opisthorchiidae.
GUCUUCUGCCAAUUUAUUCAACGAUAUCUGUCUAGUCAACGGCCUCCAUCAAGAUGAGCGACUCUUUGACGAGUCGGCGCAACCGUCCUUUCAACCUGCACAAAUCGGUACUGAUCAUAUCUUUCCUAAAUGGAGACUUUUUCAGCACUACCUGCCAAAUUUGCACCGUGUAAGCCCCAGUUAUCUCCGUUCCCGCUCAAAACGCAGACCGCUUACAAGGAGCCGACAAACGCAACGUAGUACAGCUCCUGUAGCUGAGAAAGAACCGAAAAUCACAGCAUGGCUACCUGGUGACGACUAUUUACUUAUUAAUUCAGUAGUUAUGACAUGCAAUCUCAGUGAAGUCUAUCACACUGUUCGAUUCGCCCACUUCUACACGGAAAAGGAAGUCGAGGCACGCUGGAGAGCUCUGCUGCUUGAUCCUAUAGCUUCAAGAACCGCUUUAGCAGCUAUCAACAAAAUAUCCCCUGCAUUAAAAUCACAAUUGGACCGUCAAAUUCCAUUCAGUUCUUUGGAAGACAAUCUCCUGACUCAAAUCAGCUUCUCGGAUGUUUACACAGAUCAUGAAAUGAAACCGCUGUUACUGGAGGAUUUGCGAAAUUCGGUCUUCUCCAAGCUUCUGCGUGAGCAUCCUUCUGUCUUCUACUGUGGUCGUGACGAGUUUGACUUAUUUCGUCAGUGGAGUCGUCUGAAAAGCUGUCAUGUCAUCAGAGACUCUGCGAAAACACCUCGGUCUACUCCGCCGGACGAUAGCAGCCUUAAAGGAAGCAGCGAGACUUCAAACCACGACAAGAAACCUGUGACCUCUAAUACGGAUAGUUUGCCGUGUGGGAACAGCUUCUCGAACACUCCACUCGGUGGGGAUCCCACGAGCUUUUCUGACACAGAGCUUCUGCUGGAAGAGACAGUGCAUACAGCUCUUGCAUCAGGCCUGGACAAGCUCAGCGAGACCUCUACUGCAGCUAGAAGAAGGCACAUGCUUGGUCAAUCGUCCUACCAUGGCUUCCAGGCUCUAGUCACGGAAAACGUCCUUGCUGCACUCACCAAAGAAAGUAGGGAGUCUGACGGUCAGUCGUCUAGCGCUUCAACACAUCCAUCUCGAGGAUCGACCUCCCCCUUUCUUCCGGAGGUUCGACCCCAGAAUUCGGUGGCCAGACCGCCCCACCGUAACGGUGCUUUCUCAACAUCUCACGGUACGUUUCCGCGAGAUCAUCCGUAUACGGCCUACCGAAACCAAAGCGCCGCGAAAUCUAUCGCUUCCUGUGCAGAUUUUGAGCUUCAGGUGAGGAUUACUUGCAGUGUUGUGCUGUUUCCAGGCAUCGUGUCUUCACUGCUAGUUCUAAAUCACAGUCGGUUACAUAAUUUUUGUGGCGCGCAUUUUUGGGACCAGGAGAGAACCGACUUCCCAAACUUGUGUAUAGAGUGCCCGAUGGUGCUCAUGUUUGCCACAAAGCGACGCCUAGAGCUCUAUAGGAAACGGAGGCGUCUAUGGGCUCGUCUUCGUCGAACUGCAGAAGAAGCCAAACGAUGGACCGCUUUGGUUGAAGUUCGUGCUUCCAAUGGUCUCGAGCUGACUGACCCCCAGCCCAUCUACCCCGCCUUGGCUGCUCUCACUGGGACUAGGACCAGGUUUCUCAUAAAGGAAAAGGAGGUGACGUUUGGUCGAAGUUCAUUUGUAUACAAGCCACACAUCGACUUGUCCCGUGAGGGCGAUAGUGCUCGUGUUUCACGUUGCCAUGGACGCAUCCGUCUGAUGCCUGAUGGUGCAUUUUGGUUGGCCAACUUCUCUCCACAUCCAGUAUUUGUGGAUGGCCAUCCAGUGCUUGCAGAUGAAGAAGUGGAGCUGAGAGAUUUAGCCACUGUUGUGGUGGCUCAUAUGACUUUCCGCUUCGACAUCAACCAACUCUACGUAAAUUCCUUAUGUGGUGGCGGCACGGCUCCAUCGGAGGAUGCAAACGAUCCGAAAUCAAGCACAAAUUCAGAUGCUCCUUGCUCUCUCCUGGAUGGUAGACCAUCUCCUUCGCCACCUUCCGAUCGAUCCGUUAAGCGCUGCGAUGAAUCUUCGCAAAUCUAGAUUCCCUUCCCCACACGUCUCUGUACAGUUUCUCCGCUUUUGUCAGAAUAUUAUCGAUCGUGCUGUACAUCACCUGCGCUUGACUCAAAGGACUGGAAAGUUGUUCAUAGUUUCUUAUCGUUAAAUCGUCCUCUUAUUUGGGCUAACUUGCACAUAAAUAACCUUGUUCAUGUGACCUUUUGCCGGUUUGGUGUCCACACAAGCAAAAUCAGACUAGUGCGUCAUCUUACUGUCCAACAUAGCAUGACCCUGUAGUCUGUCGCUCCCACCUGGUGAGUUAAAACAUGUCGGCUGAUGGUCUUUGAUGGGUUGUUGAGUUUUUUCUACCAUAAAAGCCACAAGGGCAUCAUUUUUAAGCAUUCUGUCAUCCCAUUGCCUGGCCUUCGAUAAAAAC